Topomyia yanbarensis is the source of this 2125-nucleotide messenger RNA. Its product is annotated as zinc finger protein 93-like. Bases 130 to 2010 code for a protein of 626 amino acids. The record is from RefSeq and is a predicted model, not a curated record. Gene Ontology annotation, molecular function: zinc ion binding. The transcript has 2 exons. Gene Ontology annotation, cellular component: nucleus. Lineage: Eukaryota; Metazoa; Arthropoda; Insecta; Diptera; Culicidae.
AUAUGGUGAGUGAAUGUUUACUUUAGUUUCAAUUCAACCUCAACUCGUAGAUGUUUGACGCCCGGAAACGCUAAACAUUCAUAAAGUAAACCUUAAUCUAAAGAAAAGGUUCGCCUAUCCGACCAAAUCAUGAUCCUGAACAAAAUCUGCCGUUUGUGUUUGUCGGAGAAAUCACGCGUUAAAUCAAUCUUUAGCGGAUACAAACGCGAGCGACUACUCACUGUCAUAACCGAUGUUGUUCGGCUGGAGGUAAGUGAAGGAGAUGGUCUUCCGGCGAACAUUUGCAAACCCUGUGCCAGCACACUGAUACGAAUUCAGGAGAACAUUGAGGAAUUCCGGGAAAAUGAGCGUAAACUACGCGUGAAGGUUCUGAAACUUGAAGAGUGCGAUAAAGAUCCACCAGCAAGUACCAAACCGGAGUUGCUGGAUUGCCCAAUCCAGGUUGAUGGUAGCGCAGGGAAUCAACUCGACUUUCUGAAGGUAGACCUCGAAGAACACCUUCCCCGUAUGAAUACUGUUGAAGAUGUCACCGAAAAUUUAUUAGCUAUCCUCAAACCAUUGGAAGAUUGUGCUGCUGAACAAAUCGAUGCCGUUGAUACAGCAGAGGAACAGAAGCCGACAAACGAAGAAUACACAUCGACAUAUGAACCGGACAGUGAUGAAGACUAUGAGCCUAAUAAGUUGCACACUGAAACUAAGUUGAAAAAGAUUCGUAGAACGAAAGCAAGUGUGAACGCUCGGAAGACUGAAUUAAUCGAGCGAAAAGGUAAACGAAGAUCUCGUCGGAAGUCAGACGACGAGGAAGGUCGACCCAAAGUUAACGAUCACAAGUGCUACAUUUGUCGCAGUGAAUCAAUGGGAUCGGCUAAGGCCCUGUUAGAGCAUUUGACUACUCAUCUAGAUCGUACACCGCAUACCUGCACAGAAUGCAAAAUGGUCACAGUCGUUCUGAAAAGUGUCCGAUCGUUGAAUGUUCACUUGAAAAUGCAUGCCCAACCGAUGAAGUGCGAAUACUGCGACCGGCGGUACUGUGAUGAGCGUGCACGUGACUUUCACGUUAAGACAUACCAUUUGGGGGAAAGUGCACCCUGUCCGUCUACUUGCGAUCAAUGUGGAAAAGUGUGUAAAUCGAUAUCGGCGCUCAAGAGCCACAUAAGAGAUCACCGACUUAGCCUGAAGUGUGAAUAUUGCGAUAAAAUCUUCCACCGGCGAAAUAAAUUGAAAGAACAUGUAACUCGUGUACACGAGAAAGCCGAAAAGUACGAAUGUAAUUUGUGCCACCGGGUUGUGCAUUCCCUGGAAAGUUACAACUCACAUUUGAAGAUGCACAUGAGCGAAAAAACGUACGAGUGUGAUCUAUGCCCGAUGAAGUUUUACACAGCCGGAAAUCUGGGUCUGCAUAAAAGGAUUCAUUCCGGUAAUGCCAACUACAAACCGCACAAGGAUUGGAGCGGACAUUACACAGUAACCCAUGAACCGGGUCAGGACAAAAAAUACACCUGCAAAUUAUGCGGCAAGUCGUACAGCAAAACGGUGAUGAAGAUAAACAAUCAUCUCAAGAACCACUUUAAAGAGAUCAAGUGUGAUCGAUGCGAGCUGAAGUUUGUUAAUGAAUCCCAAUUGAAAACUCACUACGUAGUGCACACCGGGAUCCGGCAGUACAAAUGUGAAUUCUGCGGUAAAGAUUUUCUGCACAAAAAUAACCUCACGCAACAUUUGAAAUUGCAUCGAAACGAACAGAACUAUGCGUGCGAAUUUUGUGGGAAAAUGUUCACGUACAAGGAAGGUAUGAAGGCUCACAUUCGAAAUCAUCAUUUGCGUGAAAGCCCAUACGAGUGUGCUUUCUGUCGCAAGAAAUUCGUGGAUAAUGCAUCCCUCGGCCGGCAUGUAGCUUCUGAACAUGAAGAACCUCCAAUACAGGUUGAUUUAGGGCCGCCUCCACUGAUGGGGACCACGUCAACGCAGGUACCUAGGUUUGAUUACUCGGGUUCGGCGUUUCCGGUAAGUUAGGUCAAUAUGGUUUUUUUGCCAACGUUUCAGGUAUUUUAAGUAAGUGAUUUUUCGUGUGUAACUAAAAUAAAACAUUGCUCGAAGCUAGUCCCAUGUAUGUUUUGUGAAAGUCCUC